AUGUCUUUUUCGAGACGUCACUCAAUUAUUCAAUAUGAUUACUCUAUUGAUAACGUGAUGUUACAGCGAAUAAACCAAGUUGAAGAUUUAGGUUUUAUUUUUACUCCAACGUUAUCAUUUGCACCUCAUAUUGACUGGAUAGUAGGCAAAGCAUUGCGAUCAUUAGGGUUUAUUAGAUCAAUUGUAGAGUAUGGCUCUGUGGUAUGGUCUCCGAGGACCAAAUGUGAUAUUAUUCGAAUUGAACGUGUUCAGCAUCGUUUCUUAAGCAUGGUUUCUCGAUUUAUGGGCAUUAAUCAUGAACCCCAUGACUAUAAACCCGUCUUAAUAGCACUCAAUUUAUCCACCCUAAGCGAAAGAAGAAAUAUGAGUGAUAUUAAACUUUUAAAUGGUUUAGUCUCUGGUGUAAUUGACUCACCAGACUUGUUAUCUAGAAUAGGUUUUCGCAUUCCAGGUACAACCCGUUCUCGGGACCCCUACUACCUUGCUUCAGUGUCAAAAAAUUAUUUGGAUGAUGAUCCUUUAAGGAGAGCUAUGUCUUUAGUUAAUAGUCAAACUAGUUAA
This is a messenger RNA of Macrosiphum euphorbiae (potato aphid), 561 nucleotides long. NCBI's taxonomy places the organism in Eukaryota, Metazoa, Arthropoda, Insecta, Hemiptera, Aphididae. The record is from the annotation of a GenBank genome assembly.